Messenger RNA from Momordica charantia (bitter melon), 1043 nucleotides. RefSeq lists its product as uncharacterized. NCBI's taxonomy places the organism in Eukaryota, Viridiplantae, Streptophyta, Magnoliopsida, Cucurbitales, Cucurbitaceae. The record is from RefSeq and is a predicted model, not a curated record.
UUCCCCUCUUCUUCAUCAUCAUCUUCUCGGCCUCUAAUGUAACUUAAUCCGACGGCCGUUAAUCAAACACGUCAUCAAUUCAAAGUUCACUCGCUACUCACUCACACUCUCUUCCUUGCAUAUACAUUACAUCGAUCCUCCGCUUUUCUUUUCUCUCGCCACUUCAUUUUCUUUCACUUUCCCGCUGUUUUCUCGCUCGUUUUCCUUCAGUUUUCUCGGAAACUUCUCGCUGCGCUGAGCUUUUCAGGUGCAAUUCAGGCCGCGCUCUCAUCUAACGGUGUACGUCGUCUCCGCGUUCUCUCCGUUGCAGGUCGUACAAAAAUGGAGACCGAAAGUUCUUCUGUACACCGGCGCUUGCUGCUAACGUGCGCCGGAGGAAUUUCGGCCAUGCUGCUUAGCCUCAUGGCCAUGGCCGAGUUGCUAGCUUCGUCUCAGUUCCUGAAUUCGAAUGCCAACGAGAAAAGGAAAUGCCAGAGGAAACCAGUGGAUGGAGAAGGAAAUGAAAAUGAAAACAACUACAGUGAUAAUGAUCUCGGAGAAGAUGAAGAUGUGCUUGAAAAUGGAGAAGAGGAAGGUAAAAAUGCCCCCAUUAAAGAAGGCGCUAAUGGAGGAGGAGAUGCUGGCAACAGCAACGAUAAUGACGAUGGUGGAAGUGAUAACAGCGGUGAUGGUGGUGACGACGAUAAUGAUGAUGGUGGGAGCGACGAUAACGAUGAAGACAAUAAUGAGGACGAUGAAGACGUUGAUGAAGAUGAUGCAGAUGCAGAAGAAGAAGACAACUUUGAAGGAGAAGAGGACGAAGAAACCCUCCCACCACCAAAGAAGAGAAAGAAGUAAAAGAGUAAUGAAGAGGCAAGAAAUAUGCUAACUGUGAAAGCACUUUCUAAUUAUGUUUCCGGACUAAUGAGACAUGCCUCCAAUUGUACGUUUUGGAGACUAAAAGCUCUCAACAAGACAAUUUGACUAAACAAUGCAUCGCUAUCUUAGAGUCAUAGCGUUUGUAUGCAGAUGGUUUUAUAUUAUAUUGAAGUUCCUUUGUUCAA